AUGAAACUUGUUCAAUGGAGUAUUGUUCUUGGGUUUUCUAGCAUGGCUCUUGCAGCUGUUCCUUCUGAUAGCCCAGAAGAUAACCCCAACUUGCAGCGUCGUGCAUUGGAAUUGGAAUUACCAGAACAAGAUGUGCACAUGUUUGCUCGCUCGCCUAUGCCACAAGUUCUGGAUAGUGAUUCUAUGCCUGGAGGUUCAGGUCAAUCAGACAGUUUGAGUCAGAGACGUUUAAUACGACAGCAAAACUUGGAGAAAAUAGAAAGAAUGACAGUGGAACGGGACAAACUACAAAAAUCUUUAGAUGCGAAAAGAGCGAAACUCAGAUCGGGACUCAGUCCAAACGAUCCAGAUUGGAUGAGCCCGGGGUUAAAGAAAAGCUUGGGGAUGGUUCAAAAAGCAAAAGAGAAGCAGGAACAAAAAGCGGCACGUAAGUUGAGGAAACAGUCGGAGAAUCAGAACCAAGGACGAAAAAAGGGAUUAAUGAGUCGUAUAAGAGGAGCAUUUAAAGGAAAACCAAAAGGUACGCCAAGUGCGACAAAGGCUCAAAAGAAAGCUGCUAGAGCUGCCAGACAUGAGCGCAUAGAUAAAAAGUACGAUACCAGAAUGCAGCGUUUGAAGGAAAAGCAAGCUGCCAGAGCUCAGGUCAUAGCACAAAAGAGAGCGCAGUUUUCUAGCUCUUUUGGAAAAAUGAUGGGAAAGUAA
Molecule: messenger RNA, 702 nt
Organism: Batrachochytrium dendrobatidis JAM81
Lineage: Eukaryota; Fungi; Chytridiomycota; Chytridiomycetes; Rhizophydiales
Exons: 1
Coding region: 1-702 (233 amino acids)
Source: RefSeq, a predicted model, not a curated record